ACGCAUUUGCUUUAUCCGGUCUUGGACUUCACAUCCAUCCACGGUCGUCGUCCCCGAGCAGCUUUCUCCAUGGCAGAGUCAAUUCUCGAGCAGCUAAGGAACGGAACUGCUCGGUUCGAGCUCGCCGCCUCCCCCGUCCUUUCAAUUUCAGCUUCCAAUUCUCCGGUGAACCCAACGGCGUCGUUCGGGGACCACAGCCACCGGUUCUUCGCUAGAAUUGGACCGCCACUGUUAAUUUCCCACUCCAUGUUUCAGCAUUUCGUCGUUUUUAGAUUUUCGUUUAAUUUUGUUUGACUUCAUAGGAAUUAAACCCUAAAGUUCGUACCUUUUCGUUUUUACAGAGGCAGGAUCAUCGGCGAUGAAGAAAGUUGAACGUUUAUCGGUUCAGAAAGUUACCGGCGACGGACGCUGUUUAUUUCGUGCUCUGGUGAAAGGAAUGGCUUUGAAUAAAGGGGUUCCUCUUAGCCCAAGGCAAGAGAAAGAUGAUGCAGACGAACUACGGAUGGCUGUGAAAGAGGUUAUAUGCGAAGAUGAGGAAGAGCGCCUUAAGUAUGAACCUGCUCUGGUUGCAAUCAUCGUCGAUGAGUCCUUAAAGCGUUAUUGCCAGCGCAUCAAUAGACCGGAUUUCUGGGGAGGAGAGUCCGAGCUGCUGGUGCUGUCAAAGUUAUGUGGGCAGCCAAUCGCUGUUUACAUACCGGAGCAUGAGCAUACAAGUGGUGGACGGGGUUCCGGUUUCAUUCCGAUUGCAGAAUAUGGAAGCGAGUUUACUAAAGGUUCUAGAAACAAGGAGCCCAGAAAGGUUGUGAGACUCCUAUACAGUGGCAGGAACCAUUAUGAUCUGCUUGUAUGAGAGAGAGAGAUGCAUUUUGUUGUUGUAUAACUAUCAAGAAAGAUUUAGAAUUUAAUACAAAGUGUAUUUUUGUUUUAAUUUAAUAGCAAUGUGUCUUCUUUUGUUUGCC
Malus domestica (apple) is the source of this 959-nucleotide messenger RNA. The record is from RefSeq and is a predicted model, not a curated record. NCBI's taxonomy places the organism in Eukaryota, Viridiplantae, Streptophyta, Magnoliopsida, Rosales, Rosaceae.